This is a messenger RNA of Durio zibethinus, 2876 nucleotides long. It is a transcript of the gene POP1, whose product is annotated as ribonuclease Ps. The record is from RefSeq and is a predicted model, not a curated record. Gene Ontology annotation, biological process: tRNA 5'-leader removal. Lineage: Eukaryota; Viridiplantae; Streptophyta; Magnoliopsida; Malvales; Malvaceae. Gene Ontology annotation, cellular component: nucleolar ribonuclease P complex; ribonuclease MRP complex.
GUUCUUAACUCGGAAAGCAAAAGCCCUAAACCCAUCCACCCUGGUCAGAACUUAAAAUUUUCUUUUAAAAAAAUGCUGUAUUUAUUUCCAGACAGUGCUUGAACGAGUUAAAAAUUGUGUUGAUUUUCUUCAGUAGAUGUUCAGUUCCUAAUUUAUAUCUUUGAAAUUUCUUCCAAUGGCUAUUGAAGGAAUAAAAAAAUCUCAAGCUUCAGCGUCUCAACCCCCGCGCAAAAUCAACGUGCAAAAAUUCGCAGAAUCCAGGGCCACCGAGCUUGAGACGCUUCACUCAACUAUAUCAACUCGACUCAACAACGAUUUCCGGUCUCGUAGAAACAAGAGAAGGAGGACCACCGCAUUCGACAAUCAAGUCGCCAAGAAGAGAUACAGAAAGAGGUUGAGAUUAAUCAAGGUUGAUAAAAGUAAUGUUUCGGGCUUAGAGACGGAGCAGAAGAAGAACAAAUCUCCCCUUCCACGUCGCGUUCGUCGGAGAUUGGAGCUUAAAAAGAAUCCAGGAAGCGGUUUUGUUACUUCAGGGGAUGGUACCAAGAGGUUGAGAACGCAUGUUUGGCACGCGAAGCGGUUUACAAUGACGAAACGAUGGGGAUUUUACCUUCCUUUAGGAUUGCAGGGCAGAGGAAGGGGAUCGAGGGCAGUGUUGAGGUGGUUCAAACAGGGAGUGCUUGUUCAUGAUGCGAGCUAUAAUGUUGCUGUUCAACUGGAAGGACCAGAGGAUUCUUUAAUGGCAGUAUUACAGAUGGUUCUAGUGCCUUCUCCGCCAGUUCAAUCUGAAGGUGUUUCUGAUUCUGUUCUUUCCGGUAUUACUUAUGGAACUGCUAUGCUUCAUCAUGUUGGAGCACCUUCUUCACAGCCAAUUGCGCCUGUGACUUAUAUGUGGCGUCCUCACCAGGAGAGUAAAGAAGAUGACAAUGAUAAUUACCUUGAUGUUGUUGAAUGUAAUGAUCCAUGUAGAAAUGGCUAUCAUUCUUGCUUUCGCCAACUUUGGCUUUGGAUUCAUGCCUCAGGUUUUAGUGAGGGAUAUUAUGCUCUAAACUGUGCUUGUCAAAAACAGAUGAUUGAGAGAGGUAUCACUAUUAAUUGUUUUUCACGUGAGGGUCAACUUGCAAAAUUGGAAUUAAAUGGGUCCAAGGCAUUUCAGCUUCUUCAGAAGACUGUUCAUCCUGUCUCUUGCAUUGUGGAGAAUUGUUGGCAACUGCAAAAGUGUUCAAUUGCAAAGGACGGUGAUGACUUUCACAAUAAGAACUCUUUUAAACUUGUAAAUGAGGAACAUGUUUCUUCUUGUGCAAUUUUAUCAUUUUCCAUCAAGGAUCCUCGUGUAUUGCCUUCUAAAAGGGCCACAGAUUUUGCUGAGCCAGAUUCUGUCCUUGAUAUGCAAGAAGUUGAAGUUAAUGACUGUGUUAACUUAACUGGAUAUUUAGAUAAGAAUGAGGAGGUAGCCUCACCCUCACGUUCAAAACCUGAAGGAAAUGGAAUUUUAUCGUACAACAAAAAUUUGUGGGAUGCUAGCUGUGGAAUAGACCCCCCAGAGGAAGAACAUGAACUUUGUAUGGAAAAGCAUCAGCAACUAAUGGGAUUUUUUUGCCUUGAUGAUCCAAAAUCAGGAUCCACAAAGACUUCAAACAAUGUGCAGAGCUCGCGUUCUUGCCCUAUUUUGCUUCUAAAAAAUAAUAAUGAAAAGGGCUCUCCUAUGGGAUGGUCUGUUAUACUACCUAUAAAUUGGGCUAAGGUCUUCUGGCUUUUUCUUGUCUCAAAAGGGGCUUAUGCAAUUGGGCUGAGAGAGAAACACUGGGUUGCAUGUGAAAUUGGACUGCCUUAUUUUCCUUCAGAUUUCCCUGACUGCAAUGCAUAUUUAUCCCUGAAGGAAAUUGAAGCCGCUGCCUCUAGGCAAGAUGCAGAGCAGCGUCCUCCUGCUAUAAGACCUUUUAGAAUUCCCAUUCCACCACCUUGGAAUGUUGUCCAUGCUGCUUUUGACAAACUAUCCCUGAGGGUGAAAGAAGCUGAAAUUUCGGGUGGAGAAAACAUGGUUGGGAAAAACUCAAUGACUAAUUCAAGUUGUGAAAGAAGUGAUGUAACAUCAUUCAAGUGCCUUAAUUCAUUUGAAGGCACUGUAGCUAGGACAUCCAAUAUGCUGACUGACUUCUUGAAUGGCAUUCAUGGUGAACAUUUGCUUUUAUUUCCUCAAUUUCAAAAUAGCAAGUCAAGUCUCGUUAAGGUUAUGAAGGAUAAAAGCAUGAUGGGAAAAGGCCAAAAUGAGAUCAGUCAAAUUAGCUACAGCCACAAGUUAUGUUUUGUAAGGGUUCAUCUUCAAGCGUACAAGGAGGGUGUUUUUGAAGAUGGAUCUGUUAUAUGUGCAGCUUGUCUCACUGAUAUAUCAUCAUGGACUUCCAGAACAGGUAGCAUUGAAGGCGGACUUGAAAUGCCUAAUUCCGCUGUGGGGUCAUAUUUUAAAGAACAAUCUUCUGGUAAGUGGGAACUCCUGGUACCAGAGGACCCCGCUUCUAGAGAAUAUCAUCGAUGGCCACUUGGUUUUGUCACUACUGGAUUUGUUGGAGGGAGCAAAAAGCCAAUGGCAAAUGCUUUGUGUGAAGCUGUGUUGCUAGCUUAUCUGAGAGAGGAGCAGUGGAAGGAGAUGCCAGUGAAUCGAAGGAGGAAGGAGAUAUAUGUCCUUGUUAGAAACCUUAGAUCUUCGGCAUAUAGACUUGCUCUUGCUACCAUUGUCCUGGAACAACAGGAAGAAGAUGUGAUAUUCUUGUGAAAUUCUGCCUACCUCUGGUUCACCGGUACAUUACUGGGAAAAUCAGUUUGGGAGAGCAUAUAUAUUAGUUAUUUUCCUACAAAUCAGGAUUUGUGGGAGAAAA